AAAGAGACAUGAACAUGAGUUUGUUACAAACUCCAUCACUUCUUAUGUACAAUAAGAUGCUCAAAUCUCUUGCUGAUGGUAAAAGUUUCACGAAAGUUUUGGCUUUGUUCGGUGAAUUGCGAGGACAAGGAUUGUAUCCUGAUAAUUUCACGUUACCGGUUGUUCUAAAGUCAAUUGGUCGUUUGAGGAAGGUUAUAGAAGGUGAGAAGGUUCAUGGUUAUGCUGUGAAAGCUGGGCUUGAGUUCGAUUCUUAUGUAUCUAAUUCACUCAUGGGAAUGUAUGCUUCAUUGGGUAAGAUAGAGAUCACACAUAAAGUGUUCGAUGAAAUGCCUCAACGAGAUGUUGUUUCUUGGAAUGGGUUGAUUUCUAGUUAUGUUGGUAAUGGGAGGUUUGAGGAUGCCAUUGGUGUGUUUAAGCGGAUGAGUCAGGAGAGCAAUUUGAAGUUUGAUGAAGGUACAAUUGUGAGCACUCUUUCGGCUUGUUCGGCUUUGAAGAAUCUUGAAAUUGGUGAAAGGAUUUAUAGGUUUGUUGUUACAGAAUUUGAAAUGAGUGUUAGGAUUGGGAAUGCGUUGGUGGAUAUGUUCUGUAAAUGUGGGUGUCUCGAUAAGGCUAGAGCGGUUUUCGAUUCGAUGAGAGACAAGAAUGUUAAGUGUUGGACUAGUAUGGUUUUUGGGUAUGUUAGUACUGGUAGGAUUGAUGAGGCUAGAGUUUUGUUUGAGAGAAGUCCUGUAAAGGAUGUUGUUUUGUGGACAGCUAUGAUGAAUGGGUAUGUUCAGUUUAACCGGUUUGAUGAGGCAUUGGAACUGUUCAGGUGCAUGCAAACUGCGGGAAUUAGGCCGGAUAAUUUCGUGCUAGUCUCUCUCUUGACAGGUUGCGCGCAAACGGGAGCUUUAGAGCAAGGAAAAUGGAUUCAUGGGUACAUAAAUGAGAACAGGGUUACAGUAGAUAAAGUAGUUGGUACUGCUCUUGUAGACAUGUAUGCAAAAUGUGGAUGCAUUGAGACAGCUCUAGAGGUUUUCUAUGAAAUAAAGGAGAGAGACACAGCUUCGUGGACAUCACUUAUCUACGGUCUUGCGAUGAACGGGAUGUCAGGAAGAGCGCUGGACUUGUAUUACGAAAUGGAAAAUGUUGGUGUUAGACUAGACGCUAUAACAUUUGUCGCGGUUUUAACAGCUUGCAAUCAUGGUGGAUUUGUAGCAGAAGGCCGUAAGAUUUUCCAUUCGAUGACCGAAAGACAUAACGUCCAGCCUAAAUCAGAGCACUGCAGCUGUCUGAUUGACCUACUAUGCAGAGCUGGUUUGUUAGAUGAAGCAGAGGAAUUGAUAGAUAAGAUGCGUGGUGAAAGCGAUGAAACUCUAGUUCCUGUAUACUGUUCUUUACUUAGUGCUGCUAGGAACUAUGGGAAUGUAAAAAUAGCAGAACGGGUAGCGGAAAAGCUUGAGAAAGUGGAAGUAAGUGAUUCCAGUGCUCAUACUCUGCUUGCAAGUGUAUAUGCAUCUGCUAAUAGAUGGGAAGAUGUAACUAAUGUGAGAAGGAAAAUGAAAGAUUUGGGAAUCAGAAAGUUUCCUGGUUGCAGCUCCAUCGAGAUUGAUGGGGUUGGUCAUGAGUUUAUUGUUGGAGAUGAUCUAUUAUCACACCCAAAAAUGGAUGAGAUCAACUCAAUGCUGCAUCAAACGACAAAUUUGAUGUUGGAUUUGGAACAUAAAGAAAUUGAUAGCUGAAACUUUCUUGUACAUUCUCUAACUACUUCCCUUAUCAUUAACAUUUGUUUCCCUGCUAAUGAACCGGUUUUGAAUCGAUGUUGGUUUUG
Molecule: messenger RNA, 1810 nt
Organism: Arabidopsis thaliana (thale cress)
Lineage: Eukaryota; Viridiplantae; Streptophyta; Magnoliopsida; Brassicales; Brassicaceae
Product: Pentatricopeptide repeat (PPR-like) superfamily protein
Exons: 1
Coding region: 9-1721 (570 amino acids)
Biological process (GO): RNA modification
Molecular function (GO): RNA binding
Source: RefSeq, marked reviewed